AUGAGAACUGAAAUCUUCUGUAAAUGGCUCACAAAACUUGAUGAAAAGUUUCGUUUAGCAAACUGGCAAAUUUUGUUGUUAGUUAAAGGUGCAAAGAGCUAUUAUAAUCCUAAUAAAGAAUUGAGUAAAGAAGAAAAUAAUGAAAAAUCAAGUAAUAAAGAAUCAGAAAGUAAAAGUGAAGAAGUUGAAGAAUUAGAAACUGAAAA
Messenger RNA from Racocetra fulgida, 206 nucleotides. The record is from the annotation of a GenBank genome assembly. Lineage: Eukaryota; Fungi; Glomeromycota; Glomeromycetes; Diversisporales; Gigasporaceae.